This is a messenger RNA of Hylaeus anthracinus, 1331 nucleotides long. RefSeq names its product odorant receptor 13a-like. Gene Ontology annotation, cellular component: plasma membrane. The coding region runs from base 6 to 1226 and encodes 406 amino acids. Gene Ontology annotation, biological process: detection of chemical stimulus involved in sensory perception of smell; sensory perception of smell. The record is from RefSeq and is a predicted model, not a curated record. Lineage: Eukaryota; Metazoa; Arthropoda; Insecta; Hymenoptera; Colletidae. Gene Ontology annotation, molecular function: olfactory receptor activity; odorant binding. The transcript has 6 exons.
UCGAAAUGAUUUUUGGCCACAGCGACGACAUUUCCAUAGCCAUGACAUCGCACUUUAUGAAGUUCUCUGGCUUCUGGAUGGCGACUAAUUACGUCGAACAAAAAUGCAGAAAUUUUGCCUUGGUUUACACCAUCAUUGGGAUGUUACUUCUUGGUUCAGUUCAAGUGGUAGAGUUGUAUUAUUCCAGGGGAGAUUUCGGCACCUGUCUCUACAUCUUGUGCAACGUCCUAAGUUUGUGCAUGUCUUUAUUCAAGAUAUUAAUCCUGCUUGAACAUAAAAAGGAUUUCUUUCAAUUAAUUCUGUACUUGCAACAGAAAUUUUUGCACGGGAUUUACGACGACCACGAGAAGAAGAUUGUGGGCGCGUGUAAACGCGUCUGCGCGUUCUUCAUUUGCGUCUUCACUUGCUGUGCGCAUGCUACGGUAUUUAGCUACGUUCUAAGUCCCAUCGUGGUUAACAUUGGUAGAAACGAAACGGACCGAGUACUUCCAUUCCAAAUGAGGAUUAGCCUAAUAUCCCUCACGCCAUACUUUGAGAUAACGUUCGUGCUGCAGGCAUUGUUCUUGUAUCAAGUCGGCGUGUGCUACUUUUGCUUCGACAAUCUUCUGUGCAUCAUAAAUCUGCACGUGUCUAGCCAAUUUCGUAUACUACAGUACAGGAUGGAAAAUAUGCAGACCGUGGACAAGGAAAAAGAUAGCGAUAGUUUGAUAACGUGUAAAUCACAUUCUACGGAUAAAUGUUACUCGAUAUUUAAGACCUGCAUUCAACAGCAUCAGGCGUUAAUUACAUAUUGUAGCAAGCUUGAGAAAGUAUUCAGUUCUUUCUCGUUGGGGCAGGUGCUGGUUUUCAGUGUGUUGAUCUGCCUUGGAGGAUAUCAAGUACUCAUGUCAAAUGCACCGUUCGCAACACGGAUGAUUUUCAUAUUCCACAUAAUGGGCUGCACAGCACAACUGUUCAUGUUUACGUACAGUUGCGACUGUCUGAUCCAAGACAGUACCAACAUUGCUACCGCGAUGUACGCAGCUCCCUGGUCGCGUCUGCCUAUGGACAAGGAUGGAAGAACCCUGCGAAAAGACUUGAUACUUGUAAUUUUGAGGUCUAGAGUACCUUGCUGCCUGACGGCCAAUAAAUUCUUCCCCAUAUCUCUGGAAACGUACACUGGGAUAAUGAGUACCGCAAUGUCAUACUUCACGCUAUUGAAAGGGCGAACCGUGGAUACAACGUGAAUUCCUUCCAAACGUGUUACGGAAAGCAUACACCGAUGCCUUGUUUUCUGGAUAAAAUAGUAUCAAUUAUUUGUACCUGUUACAUGAAUAAAAUAAUACACAAAG